AUGUUACUGCUGCCCUCUGUGUGUAAAUACAGCGAGGAUGUGGAGAACAUGCAAAACAUUGGUGUGACGUCAGUUGGUGUGUGUGACGUCAGUUGGUGUGACGUCAGUUGGUGUGUGUUACGUCAGUUGGUGUGUGUGACGUCAGUUGGUGUGUGUGACGUCAGUUGGUGUGACGUCAGCUGUCGGUGUGACGUCAGUUGGUGUGACGUCAGUUGGUGUGUGACGUCAGUUGGUGUGACGUCAGUUGGUGUGUGUUACGUCAGUUGGGUGUGUGUGACUUGGUGUGACGUCAGUCGGUGUGACGUCAGUUGGUGUGACGUCAGUUGGUGUGUGACGUCAGUUGGUGUGACGUCAGUUGGUGUGUGUUACUUGGUGUGUGUGACGUCAGUUGGUGUGUGUGACGUCAGUUGGUGUGACGUCAGUUGGUGUGACGUCAGCUGUCGGUGUGACGUCAGUUGGUGUGACGUCAGUUGGUGUGUGACGUCAGUUGGUGUGACGUCAGUUGGUGUGUGUUACUUGGUGUGUGUGACGUCAGUUGGUGUGUGUGACGUCAGUUGGUGUGACGUCAGUUGGUGUGACGUCAGCUGUCGGUGUGACGUCAGUUGGUGUGACGUCAGUUGGUGUGACGUCAGUCGGUGUGACGUCAGUUGGUGUGACGUCAGUUGGUGUGUCUUACUUGGUGUGUGUGACGUCAGUGUGUGUGACGUCAGUUGGUGUGUGACGUCAGUGUGUGUGACGUCAGUUGGUGUGUGUGUGACGUCAGUGUGUGUGGCGUCAGUUGGUGUGUGUGACGUCAGUUGGUGUGUGUGA
This is a messenger RNA of Knipowitschia caucasica, 810 nucleotides long. Lineage: Eukaryota; Metazoa; Chordata; Actinopteri; Gobiiformes; Gobiidae. The record is from the annotation of a GenBank genome assembly.